AUGAAGCUUUAUACACAUUUCAUAUUGUUAGUCACCUUUGCUGUACUCGCUUCGUCAUCAACCAUCCGUGACAAACGUCAGAACUGUAAGUGUAGUCCACCUCAGUCAUCUUGUUCGUGUAAUUCUGCAAUUCAAUCUCAAACAUGUACAUGUCAUAACACUCAACAAUCGACAUCUGCUAGCAACUGCAAUUGUGUCUUAAAAUCAAAUUCUAAAAGUGUUCCAGUCACCAUCAAAGUCAGCACUAAACUAUGUGCACCCGCUUGUCAGCAAUCAUGUUCACAGCAAUGUCAAGACAAUCAGACGAUUGCUAAUAAUGCAGAUACCAACUGUAUCUCUCAAUGUCAAGCAAAAUGCCAAGCACGGUGUGGGAUUCAGAAUGGAAUGGGAUUCCAGCAGUCUCCAGCAACGACAACAGAUGCUCCUAUUGUUAUCCGCCUUGAAAUAACAUCGGGAAGCUCAAAUAGUCAAUGUGCUCCAAAAUGUAUUCAACAAUGCAACAAUCAAUGUGCAUCUCAAAAUCAGAAAACAAAUCAAUGCGCCAAUGAAUGCAAUAACCAGUGUGCAAAUUCAUGUUCACCAUCAUCUCAGACAUCAUCCUACUCAAAAUGCGUAUCUCAAUGUGCUGAACAGUGUUCGGGAUCCAACACUUCCAACAAUCAGCAGUGCCAACAACAAUGUCAAAGUAACACCUGUGGACAGUAUCAAUCUACGGUAUCCACAACAACAACUACUCCCAUCAUUCAGAUUGUUCUAAACUCAAGCGUUCUCAACAGCGGAUCUGAAUGUGAGCCACAAUGUGAGAAUUCCUGUCAGAAUCAAUGCCAAGCUCAACAACAGAGCCAACAACAAUGUGCACAAGCGUGUCAGACUGGUUGUGUUGCUCAAUGUCAGCCUGCAAAUGUAUCGUGUAUGCCUGCAAGCACGUCAACUUGUCAAUGUCAGCCGAAUUACUCACAAUGUGGAAAUCAGUGUUGUAGAUUGUGA
Messenger RNA from Caenorhabditis elegans, 987 nucleotides. It is a transcript of the gene pqn-16, whose product is annotated as Activated in Blocked Unfolded protein response. NCBI's taxonomy places the organism in Eukaryota, Metazoa, Nematoda, Chromadorea, Rhabditida, Rhabditidae. The transcript has 3 exons. Bases 1 to 987 code for a protein of 328 amino acids. The record is from RefSeq and is marked reviewed.